This is a messenger RNA of Peniophora sp. CBMAI 1063, 618 nucleotides long. The record is from the annotation of a GenBank genome assembly. Lineage: Eukaryota; Fungi; Basidiomycota; Agaricomycetes; Russulales; Peniophoraceae.
AUGUUUCUGACUUCGCUCAUCGGCAGCGAACGUCUGAAGACUGGCCAGAUGCCCCCUCAUUCUCCCAUCGUAUUGGCGUGGCAGGAUUACUUUGACGAGCGUACUCCGGCGUUGCUAGCGGCGAUCCCGCGCAUUGCUAAGGAGACGAUGAAGUCCGCGAUGCCGCCGACUGACCAGUCGGGCUUUCCGAUGUGGUGGGAGGCGCUCCCCCGGGACUGGCUCUCCUCGAAGCGCAUCAUAGACCGCCAAGCGCAUGGUCCACCCUUUGACCUCAGCGACCAUAUCAUCCGUACGGUCACGGCCGAUGUUGGGCGGCGCACGGUUCACCAUGGCGCCGACGCUCAAGUCUACGUCGAUAAGAUCAAACUCCUCCUCGAGAAGGUGCGCGAGCUCAAACUUGGAGUCUGGGACGUCAGUCGUUCUGUUGAGGCAUUGCAUGCCGCUGAAGUCGACGCCGUGGCGGCACUGCACCGGGAGAGGCAAAAGGCCGCGACUGUAGCCCAGCGCCGUCAUGAGGCGGCGUCAGGGUUACCAGAGGCGCCAGUUCCUUUCUUGGUACCGGUGCCGGAGUACGUCGAGGCCGAUGCAGGCUCUGACGUGGAAAUAGCGGAGGCCUGA